Molecule: messenger RNA, 2253 nt
Organism: Ananas comosus (pineapple)
Lineage: Eukaryota; Viridiplantae; Streptophyta; Magnoliopsida; Poales; Bromeliaceae
Product: neutral/alkaline invertase 1, mitochondrial
Biological process (GO): sucrose catabolic process
Cellular component (GO): mitochondrion
Molecular function (GO): endo-alpha-N-acetylgalactosaminidase activity; sucrose alpha-glucosidase activity
Source: RefSeq, a predicted model, not a curated record
GCAGCCCCCGUUUGAAGAUUUUAUCGCAGGCAGGUCCUCGAUUCCUUUCAAUUUCGUCCCUGAAUUCGGGCUGGUUUGUUUGUUUGUUUUUUUUUUUUUUUUUCGCAAUUUAGUCCCUAGCUGUGGUAUGAAUGCGACGAGCUCCAUGGGGAUCGCCGCCGCAGCCACCACGGUGAGGCCGUGUUGCCGCAUCCUCGCCGCACGUCUCUUCCCGAAAUGCCCCCGGGGCGCUGCGCCCUUCCCGAUGUGCCCCCGUAAAUCCCCCUCCCCCUUCCCUAAAUGCCCCCGCCGCCGACGCCGCCCCCACCUCGCCCCCGCGUGGAUCCGCGCCGCCGUGGCCCCGGCCGCCGACGCGGCGGCGCCGGGGCGCCGCCGCCUCUCCACCGAGGAGGAGGCGGCGGCGGCGGAGGUGAGGGAGGAGACGGCGAUGGAGAGGGAGGCGUGGGGCUUGCUGAGGGGGGCGGUGGUGAGGUACUGCGGGAGCCCGGUGGGGACGGUGGCGGCGAGCGACGUGGGGGCGUUUCGCGAGGAUCCGCUAAAUUACGAUCAGGUGUUCAUCAGGGAUUUCGUUCCCUCGGCCCUCGCCUUCCUCCUCAAGGGCGAGACCGAGAUCGUGCGCAAUUUCCUCCUCCACACCUUGCAAUUGCAGAGCUGGGAGAAGACUGUGGAUUGCUAUAGCCCUGGACAGGGGUUGAUGCCAGCUAGCUUCAAGGUUAGAACGGUCCCACUUGAUGGAAGCAAUGAGGCAUUUGAGGAAGUCUUAGACCCGGAUUUUGGCGAGUCAGCUAUUGGACGUGUUGCUCCUGUAGAUUCUGGAUUGUGGUGGAUUGUAUUACUUAGAGCAUAUGGGAAGAUAACAGGAGACUAUUCAUUGCAAGAGAGGGUAGACGUGCAAACCGGCAUUAAAUUGAUCUUGAAUUUGUGUUUAUCUGAUGGGUUCGACAUGUUUCCGACUCUACUAGUCACUGAUGGCUCUUGUAUGAUAGAUCGAAGGAUGGGGAUUCAUGGGCACCCUCUCGAGAUCCAAGCUUUGUUCUACUCCGCUCUUCGAUGCUCGCGAGAGAUGAUCACUGUCAACGAUGGAUCAAAGGGCCUGAUUCGUGCUAUCAAUAACAGACUAAGUGCUCUCUCAUUCCAUAUUAGAGAGUACUAUUGGGUUGAUAUGCCCAAAAUCAACGAGAUAUACCGUUACAAAACUGAGGAGUAUUCGCAAGAUGCUACCAACAAGUUCAAUAUUUAUCCUGACCAAAUCCCUUCUUGGUUAGUGGAUUGGAUUCCAGAGAAAGGCGGGUACCUUAUUGGAAAUUUACAACCUGCCCACAUGGAUUUUAGGUUCUUUUCGCUUGGAAAUCUAUGGGCCAUAGUUUCUUCGUUAACAACUCCAAAACAAGCUGAAGGAAUUCUCAAUCUUAUUGAAGAGAAGUGGGAUGAUCUCAUGGGGAAUAUGCCUCUCAAAAUAUGCUAUCCUGCACUAGAAUAUGAAGAAUGGCGUAUAAUCACGGGGAGUGAUCCUAAGAAUACCCCGUGGUCAUACCAUAAUGGUGGAUCUUGGCCUACCCUUCUGUGGCAGUUCACAUUAGCCUGCAUUAAAAUGGGCCGGCCGGAGCUGGCUCGAAAAGCCGUUGCCCUAGCUGAGAAGCGGCUCUCAAAUGACCAGUGGCCCGAGUACUACGAUACACAAACAGGAAGGUUCAUUGGAAAGCAGUCACGCCUCUACCAAACAUGGACGAUCGCCGGUUUCUUGACCUCGAAAAUGCUUCUGGAAAACCCCGAAAUGGCUUCCAUAUUGACUUGCGACGAAGACCUCGAGCUUUUAGAGGGGUGUGCUUGUAAACUAACCAAGGCCGGACGCACCAAGUGCUCUCGCCGCUUGGCCAAGAAGCAGGUCCUCUAUUAACUACAUUCAAAUGUGAUUUUUUUUUUUUUUUUACUAUUUUAUUUUAUACUGUAUAGUGGCAAAAUGAAUCAGUGUAUAGGUGAAGAUCAGAUUCUGCAUCUGAUUUGGUUCCACAGUGGGAGCUCAUUAUUUUUGUUGGGCUGCCAUUGGUGGGGAACGACUUAUAUACGCGCCAAUCAUACGGAUUAUAGGGUUUGUUUAUGUGACAGCUAAUGAUUCAGAAUGCUGCUGACACUUGGAUUUGUAACAAUUUGCAUUUACAUGAUGUAUUUUACAUGCACACUAACACACUUCAGUUAUGUAAUAUUGUGUUAUUCGAAUAACAUAAAUUUGUGAUGAUCACCUCUCUUGUUGUA